AUGUUUGACCCUAGCGCCACAUUGGGGGAUAUACAACUUCCCACCUUGCAUUCUCAAUUUGCUGAGCAGCCUAUUGUGAAGCCCAUUCCCCAGUUGUACACCAAUCCUGCCAUGGCAUGGAGUGCCCCCAGCCCAACACCAGCCCAGCAUGCAGGCCCAAUGCCAGUCGGUAUGUCGAACGGGGCCUGGUCCGGCACACUGCCGGUGCCUCCGAUGUUUCCGGGCAUGAUGCCUGCGCUUGCAGGGCCAUCAGUAGAGCCCCUGCAUUCUACUCUCGGGUCUACCACAUCGUUCCAGAAGCCAGCAACCAUGCACCCGAUAAACCCUCCUCAAGGAUCUCAGUUUCCUACCAAUGCCCCUGCCCAGAGACACCCGGUGCCGAAGCCUCGGGUGCCUGACCCUGGCGACCAGCAGGCAUACGAAGCGUGGAUCGAAUGGCGCAAGGCAAACGAGCCUGGUUAUGCCAUAGAGUGCAGCAACGUCGAGCCCAAAGGAACAUGGGAAGCAAGCCACAUGCACAUGCUCCUCGAAGCCUGGAAGUGA
Molecule: messenger RNA, 543 nt
Organism: Clonostachys solani
Lineage: Eukaryota; Fungi; Ascomycota; Sordariomycetes; Hypocreales; Bionectriaceae
Source: the annotation of a GenBank genome assembly